Messenger RNA from Pelobates fuscus (common spadefoot toad), 1805 nucleotides. RefSeq names its product carbonyl reductase [NADPH] 1-like. The transcript is spliced from 3 exons. Gene Ontology annotation, molecular function: carbonyl reductase (NADPH) activity. The record is from RefSeq and is a predicted model, not a curated record. Bases 89 to 919 code for a protein of 276 amino acids. NCBI's taxonomy places the organism in Eukaryota, Metazoa, Chordata, Amphibia, Anura, Pelobatidae.
CUACAAACCAAGCCUGUUAUCGGUUCUGCCAAGUACAGUAUCACUCAGCUCCUGUUCCUUGUUUGUAGCAGCAGCUCAGGAUUACAUUAUGGCCAGUAUAAAGGUUGCAGUAGUCACAGGGGGCAAUAAGGGGGUUGGGCUGGCUGUAGUCAAAGCCUUAUGCAAGCAGUUCAGGGGGGAUGUUUAUCUCACAGCCAGGAACCCCAAACUGGGGGAGGAAGCUGUCAAGGCCCUGGAGAAGGAAGGAUUGUCCCCCCACUUCCACCAGUUGGACAUCACUGACCUGCCCAGCAUCCAGGCUCUCAGGGAUUUCCUAAAGGACAAGUAUGGGGGCAUUGAUGUACUCAUCAACAACGCUGGCAUUGCUUUUAAAGGUGCUGACACAACCCCGUUUGGUAUCCAGGCUGAGGUUACGAUGAAAACCAACUUCUAUGGCACCAGGGAUAUAUGCAAAGAGCUUCUGCCACUAAUUAAACCACACGGGAGAGUGGUCAAUGUGUCCAGCAUGGUUAGCUCCAGUUCUUUGGGACGUUGCAGCCCAGAGUUACAGAAGGUCUUUCGUAGUGAGUCGAUCACAGAGGAGGAACUGGUCAAACUUAUGGAAAAGUUUGUAGAAGAUGCCAAGCAAGAUGUACAUCAAAAAGAAGGCUGGCCAAACACUGCUUACGGAACAUCUAAAAUAGGAGUGACUGUGCUCUCCAAGAUCCAAGCAAGAGAGAUAGCCGCAGCGAGGAAAGGGGAUGGAAUCCUACUUAAUGCGUGUUGUCCGGGGUGGGUGAGGACCGAUAUGGCGGGUCCAAAUGCUACAAAGUCCCCAGAUGAAGGUGCCGAGACCCCCGUUUAUCUGGCUCUUCUGCCGUCUGAUGCAACGGAGCCUCACGGGGAGCUGGUUAGCGAAAAGAAGGUGGUGAAGUGGUAACCAGAUCCAGUAACUUCCAACUGGAUAGUGUAGGCGCAGAUAUAGAAUUAAAACUGUUAAUUGAUUACCAUUCCCAUAAAACUUCAAAUGUUCUGACCUUACAUUUAUAGAGAGGGGUGCAUCCAAUGCCCAUGACCCAUCCAGUCACAUCUAAACAACAAUCAUAUAAAGCACACCUAAAAGUUAUAAAUAUAUAAAGCCAAUUAUAAUGCAAAUAGAUACACAAAUGGCACAACAAUCAUAGAGGGAAAGAAAAUGUGUCAAACAUCCAUCAUCAAUGCAAUAAAUAAAGCAUAGUAACAUAACGUAGAUAAAGCACUGAGGAAAUGGUGACAAAAAAUGUACUACUUGUGUAUUAAUUCUGCAAUUAAAGUGAACCUGUUAUGGAAAAAUUAACUUACCCGAAAGUGCUCCGUCUGGGGUCUGCUUGGUUCGAAUCCCCUACAGGGAAAAUCUCCUCAAUGAUGUUGGCACGCUGGCUUUGUUGCCAGCUUGCCCGCAUCAGAAUCGAGUGAUACAUUGUAGCACCGGUUAUUAUGGGUUUAGAGCAGAGGGAUCUCCUGUGGGAAGAAUUUUUUUGCCGAGGCAUUACUGACAGCUGGAAGUAAAAAAACAUUUUAAAAUAGUUUUUUUCUCCUAAUCUAAACAUUUGCUUAAUCUAAUGAGCAUAAAUAGCUUGGGUUAUGACAGGUGGCCACUAAGUCCUCGAUCCUGGAAUCCUGUUUCAACCAAUAGCUUUUCUCAAGAGGGAUUCGUCAAGCUCUAUCAACCACAACCUGUGUAUUUGACAAUGGUUUAUGGGAGCUGCAGUCCAUUUACGGAUGAAUGUGUCGUUUUUUUUCUGUAUUACAUUUUGUAUGGAAAUAAAGAAUACGUAAAACGGUGA